GGAUACAUAAUUUGUGCGAUAUGUUGUCAGGCAUCGCGAUUUUUAGCUGAUUUGUACACAGUUCAAUGCUGUUCUUUCAAGAGAAAAAAACAGUGUUUAAUCAAAUUUAACGAAUUUCUACAGACAAGUUUAAUUGGAUCACAGAUUAACCAUGGAAGAUAUUGAUGAAGGCCCAUCAAUUGUGGUUGAGACGGGAUCAGUGGACCUGCAAGGCGGGGGAGACGAUGACACACAAUCCGCCGUACCAAGCGAAGCCCUGGCCGCCGUCGAAGAGCUGAAGGAAGAGUUGGACCAAAUCACGGUGGAGCCACCAAAAGUUGAUUUGAUACCCAUCAUCCAAGUCGAUGAGAAUCUGCCGUCGUCAUACAAAGAGAACAACAACAAAGAAAAACUGGUCCUGCAAUAUGCCGAAAACUUCCGGCGCCAGUAUGUCCACCUGUAUCGCGACAGAAAACCGCUGCUGCUGUGUCCGCUCAAUGAGUGUGGGGUGGAAAAGUUUGUGUGCACUACGAUUCGACCGACACUACUGCGAUACAACGAGCUGUAUGACUACGACGGAUGUGCAGAGUUUGUUUCAGAUUACGUCACGUUUGAUCCGUUGGUACCUCCUAUUGAACUGCCCAAGACAAUGGUGUCUCCUACCAAAGUUCUGAAGACACAACGAGGGAACUGCUUUGAGAUCAGCACUCUCUUGUGCUCUCUGCUGCUAGGGACCGGCUACGAUGCUUAUGUGGUGUGUGGAUAUGCCACCAGAGAAACUACACUCUGUGAUGAAGCAAGAGAGAUAUGUCCACUGCUUAAGAUGAAAAAUGAGAUCAAGAAGGAAGAGCAGAAGAAAGAAGUGAAGAAAUACUCAGUCAAGCCGCCCAAGGACCUGCGUAGUAAGUUCAUCUUGAAGCAGGAGGCGAGGGAGGUGGAAGCCCAGCGUAAAGAGGAGGAGAAGAGACGCAAAGAAGAAGAGCUUCGGCAGGAGGAACUGGAGAAGCCCCCACAGGACGAACUGUUUGGCCUGCGCGUCCACAGCUGGGUCCUGGUCCUUGCAGGCAAGCGGGAGGUCCCAGAGAACUUCUUCAUCGAGCCACUGACAGGCAACGCUUUCCCUACCGGCAACGACUCCUUCCUGGGUAUCGAGUCGCUGUGGAAUAACAACAACUACUGGGUCAACAUGCAGGAUUGCUCCAAUGGCUGCAAGGAUCUCAUCUUUGAUCUGGGAGAUUGCACUAGAUGGGAGUACAUGUUUCCAAACAAUGAGAAACCAGUCUUGGAGAUCCCGGAGCUUGAAAUGGAUGGCUUAGAUCUGGAAGAUGAUGAGGACGAUGAAAAAGAAGAAGAGAAGAACCUGGACAUGCCGACCUCCUGGGUGGAUGCACUGGAGCUGUCCCUGACUGACUUCCAGUCUCGUUGCCCCCAGGGGAAGAAGACGCUGCUGUACAAGCGUGCCAAGCUGGAGAAGUUUGCCCACUACUUGCUGAGGGACGGGAUGGUCACCCGACUGUCCAUCUAUCACGACCGAGAACUGAAGGAUCUGAUCCAAGUCAAGGAAUGGUUCUCCCAUCGCAAAGACAUGCUGGACCUGAGAGUCCACAAUCACAGGACGGGGAUUGUGACUGAGUACUACAAGGAAGGGAGACAGAGACACCUCAAAGAGCACCUAUACAAGGCAGGCAGCCCCGCAGCCGAGACUGACCGUACCAUGAUCUUCUUCCAUCACGCCCGCGUGGACGGCCUGGUCAAACGAGAAGAGACUCCACUGGAGAUGACAGAGCAUUUCCUGGAGAGAGAUGACUUCCUGUUCUACAGACACGUGCAGUAUGGGAAGCGGCAACGAAGGCUGGAGCCAGCCAGCACCCUGCCCAGCUCCAACCCACGGCCCAUACUGAAAAUUGUGGACCGUUUCCAUCGCAACCCGGCCAAGCCGGCCAGUGAGGACGUCGCCGAGUUGGUCUUCCUGAUCUCUGAGGAUCGCAUCCAACUAACGUUCCAUCACCAAGACGAUAAGAUCACCGCCUCCACGCGGGAUUUCCUCAAACCAGCCAAUGCCAGCGACAAGGGCGCUAUACUGAUGUACUCGGCUGAUAUGACUUCCACUUUCCAGGUGGAUCCCCAUCAGAAGUCAGCCAAGGAUCUGUACAUCUACAACCUUCUGGUGUCUCUGGUCGAUCAGGAGGACAAAACAGUGGCAAGCGUACGCGAAUCAGAAGAGGAGGUCAGGGAAAUUCUGAAUGAUAGAAUGGCCGAGGAGUCGCGCUCGGACCUUGAGAUUUCCGUCUACGACACAGAGCGGAACGAGAAGGCCAAACAGCACAGAGUGGAAAGAGAACUUCUUCAGAUGGAGGAGAAGAAACGACGGGAGGAGAUGGAGUUGGAUUACCUAGCCCCCUUCUUGGCCCAGAUCGGUGACCCAGAGAGACUCAUGAGACAACAGGCCUUGAAGCUGAAGGAAGACUGUAGAGCUGAUCUCAAGCAGAGGCUGAUUGAUGAGGCUAACCUCAUCCAGGCACGCUUCGAGAAGGAAACGGCCGAGUUGCAGAAGAAACAGAACUGGUACCAGCAGAACCAGGUCAACAUGCACAAGGACGAUGAGGAGGAGUAUCUGGCAUUCUGCAGCGAAGCCAUGUUCAGAAUACAUAUACUGGAGAUUAGACUCAACAGGCACAAGGAGAAUGCGCCUCACAAAUACAUGGCACUGGAGCAGAGAUUGCGGACUGACCCCAGACUGUCAGAACACUUCUAAGAUGCAUUCCUUGUCUUCCAUAGCCGUUGACCCUGCAACCAGAUGCUAAAACUCCAUUGACCAUUCCAGUUAUUCGCACAUUAAGUUAUCAUUUCACACAGCUCGCAGAUCCUUCAAGUUUUUUUAAUAGUACUAUCUGGUAUUUUCCACAAUUGUUUUUCAAAGAAAAAAACAACCCAAGAGUUGGAAGAAUUUCAUCUGGAGGUUUUGAGUUUAUUGAAUUUCAUCCAGUUUUCUACAGUAUUGGUCAAUUUGGGAAAAACAAAAUCAGCUGAGGUUCGUUGCAAAGUAUCUAGCUUUGUGUUUCUUAUGGCCAAUUACGCAAAUGCAAAUGCGAAACGAAUAAUCAUUCAGGAAACAUUCGCUGCGAAAUUCGCCGGAGUUGAAAUGUGUUCCACUUUGGUGAAAAUGCAGUGCGCAAACUUUCACGUGACAUCAUAAAUUCGCAUUUAUGAACUGGCCUAUACUAGGGUGGUGAGCCAAGUUUUACAGGUGAUAUAUCAAGAUAUCUAAAUCCUAAAUAGAUACCUAACUGUUUGGCUGUAGUUCAUGGUCUUCACUUAAUCUACUUUGCAUUCUUAGUCCGUAUCCUACAUCUAGAGGUGGCAUGGGCCUCUCAGGCAGGUGACAUUUGACAAACACAGUCAUGAUACAUUAAAAAAGAAAGAAUCCUUGAUACACAAAUUUUGUCUUCAUAUCCUGCAUACUUUUUUCAUAAGAUAGAAUUUGCAUUGGGGUGAUGUAAGUUCAAUAUUGUUCGUUGCCCUUCACUGACCUAUUGUAUUUAAUCCUUAUUUCAGCCCAGGAAAUUAAUUCUGGUAAAAAUAGGAGCAUUUUGAAACUACACUUUCAAACUCAAAAACUUUAGUGCACGAGAACAAAGAAAUGACUCUCCACAAGGAUACAAAUUCCAGUAUGUGUGGUUUGUAUUGAAAAGUGCUUGGCUGUAGUAUUCUGUGAUCUUUGCAAAGAACCCCUCAAAACCUGUAUGAGUAUUCAGGAGGUAUCUUCUAGACAGCAAUAAUAUGACUACGCUUCCUUUAGUACACUCGAAAAAUAUUCCGUCCAUUCUAAGUGAAGCAAUUGUAAAUACAAUGUACAUGAGUGCAGCAUCAAGCUUUACUGUGCAUGUUUAUAUAUUUUACUAAUGAAUAAUUUGUAAAUAUAGAAUUCCGUCCAUGUUGUAAAAUGUUAUCAGAUGGCUCCGUCCAUAACAUAUACAUUUAAUAUUAUAUAUAUUGGUUUGAUUAAUUAAAGGAUUUUUUUGCAACAAUUUAAAUUUCAUGUGUCCAGUAAGACACAAAGAGCUUCAGUAGAACAGAGUUUGACUUUAAUAAAUUACCCAUUGGUGGGCUAUUUUUCACUAUCUAUCACAAAGUUCAUUUUCUUGAAAAUAUCAAAGAAAUAAAGAGAGGUUAUACAAAGUUGAUUCAAUCUGUUGCUGUUUUAUUUUUAUUCAGACAUGAAAUAAAUCUGACAGACAAUCUCCCAAAAAUAUGAGCGCGGACAUUCAAACUGAUUAAAAUAAGUAAAGUAUGGAAAUCAUCAUUGUUGCAGUUAUUUUUUGUUUUUUACACCCCAACUAUGGAUAGGAAUUUCUAACUAUAAUUAGGAUUCUUCCAACUGUAGUUGGGGCCAUCGCUAUAGUUACAGCAUAACAUUUCUCAUCAAUGGUACUUUUGAACC
Messenger RNA from Patiria miniata (bat star), 4420 nucleotides. It is a transcript of the gene drc7, whose product is annotated as dynein regulatory complex subunit 7-like. Lineage: Eukaryota; Metazoa; Echinodermata; Asteroidea; Valvatida; Asterinidae. The record is from RefSeq and is a predicted model, not a curated record. Gene Ontology annotation, biological process: flagellated sperm motility. The coding region runs from base 152 to 2734 and encodes 860 amino acids. Gene Ontology annotation, cellular component: motile cilium. The transcript is spliced from 15 exons.